AUGGUCCAGCCAGAUUUGUCCAGAGUGCCAGGAUUCAGAAGUCAGUUCCAAAGCAGCCCAAAGGCCUCCAAGCUGCUGGGGGCCCCAUGUGAUGCAGUGACAUCCCUUGCUUUGCUGAGAUCAUUUCUGGUGCUAUGGAAGCAACUGGAAGUGCUAAAGGAGCACUGGGGCCAACUCAAGCUGCGAGGCCAGGACAUCAAUUCUCCCUCUUUCCACAAACAGUUCUCAGAGCUCUAUGGAACUGACAUUCUCUACCCCAGCAUGAAAGCUAUAGCUAGGCAGAUGGGGACAGAAGAUGAAUUUGAAGGACUUAUAAUAAGUAGUCAGUCUAUUCUUCCCCCCAAAGGAGCUUCAGAAAUUGAAAUAAAAACCCAACAGCUUCAGAAACUUCUGGAAAAUCUUGAAAUUCAUAUGAUCCAGGAGGUGUUAAGAAAAGUCAACAGAGAGAUAACACUGGUUGUAUCAGAAAAGUCCAAGGAGCAGCAUACUCUCCCGACAGAUCUUUGGAAACACCAAGUCAUGAAGGAAAACUUUUCAGUUAUCAGGCCACAAAUAGUUGAAAAUUUUGUACAGAGAUUACUGGAGAAUUACCAGGAUGGCGGACUAGAGAUCACUUUCAGGAAAGACCACCUCGAGGCCUGCCUCCUUUCCCUGGGCUGUGAUGUGAUGGCCAGAGAACGCAGCAACUUUGAGAGCUACUCCAUGUGUUACGAGCAUGUAUUGGAGCAUGCUAGGCAGAAGCUCUGCCAGAAGGAGCAAGAAUUAGACAUUACACAAAGAGGUCAGAGUCCACCUGAAGACAAGGCUGGUCAGGUUGCAGAGCUCAGUCACAACAUGAUCAUGGAACUCACUGCCCUGAGAGCUCAGCUCACGGAUUUGGAGGAGGAGAAGCUUAAUCUCAAAAGGCAAAUUCGGAAAGAAGUCCAAGAAGAAUGUGAAGCCUUAGUCCAAGCUUUGUUUGUGACAUGUUUGCACAUCAAAGAGAAGCUGGAUGAGAAUCAGCUUAAUUUGAUCCAGAAAGUGUGUGAGCUCAUCGGCGAAGUGAGAGCAGAAGGGAUUGACAACAUGAAAGGCCUGAAGAAGAAGUGGGGCUCCGCCAGACCUGACGAAGACGUGAGAGACGAUCCAGCCAAAAAAAGUGCCAGGGCAGCCUUUCCUGAAACUGAGCCUUCUCAGCAGCAGCAGCUGAGGGCCUUGGAGCAGGACAGCUGCAGCCUGGACACCCUGGUGCACAAAAUGAGGAGCCUGGGCCACUGGAGGCUGGCGGUGCAGCAGGCGCGCUUCCGGGGCCAGCUGGCCAGGGCUGAGAAGGAAGCUCUGCAAAGUAAAAAAGAGUGUUUGAACAUCAAGCUAAUGGCAGAACAAGAAGUGGUUUUAUUUCGCCAACAGCUAUCGGCUCUAAGGCAGGCCCUGGCCAGGGCUCAGGCGGACAACGUGAGGAUGUGCAAGCAGAAGGAGGGCCAGGCGCAGUUGCUGAAAGAGUUAGAACACAGAGUGACCCAGGAAACUCGCCACCGGCAGCAGCUGGAUUUAAUGAAAACCUCCAGCAUGGAGAAGCUCUUGGAGGAUGUGGAGCAAAAAGAACAGCACCUGCAGCUCCUUACUGAAGAGGCCAAGAGGGCUUCUAAACUGGGCCAGCUCCAGCAGAAGAAAAUUCAGAGAGAACUCUGGCAGCACCUUUCCCCUCAGAUGAGAAGCCGGCUUGCCCACGAGCGUAGCAUGAAGCUGGAUGCCUUCCAGCGGGUAGAAGAGCUACAAAGUCAGCUUAAUGACGCUGAGCGAUCCUCAGCCUGGAGGAGCUCACCAGGAGGCCUUAUAUCCCAGGCUCAGUGCUCCCUAAGCUCUGCUUCCACAUCGUCCAGAUACACCCAGCAACACCUUUUAAAGACUCAUCUCACGGGCAGUAAAAUGACAAGAAGGAUUCAAAGGCCAAAGACUGUACCUAUUAAACACCAAAAAAGAAUCCACCAUGCCUUCCUACCCAAGGUGGCAGAAAAUGUUCAUCUUUCAGCUUUUCAAGUUAAAACGGCUCCAUCCAGAAUCCCAUUCAGACCUGAUUGGUGAUCAUAUAUCCU
Molecule: messenger RNA, 2075 nt
Organism: Hippopotamus amphibius kiboko
Lineage: Eukaryota; Metazoa; Chordata; Mammalia; Artiodactyla; Hippopotamidae
Product: coiled-coil domain-containing protein 162-like
Exons: 15
Coding region: 1-2064 (687 amino acids)
Source: RefSeq, a predicted model, not a curated record